CGGGGUCCUUCUUCGGUCUGUCCUCUUCGUGGACAUGGCGGCCUCUAUGGCUCCGCGAUGUAGUGCUCUGUUGUGGGCAGGCGCUGCUUGGCUGCGUCAAAGAGGCAUCGGGGAAUUACUCCAGCCACGAAUUGAAAGAAGCACCCCGGGCCGUGACUUCAGUCUCUCUCAUUAUCAGAGCACGGUCAUCGUGGAGCGCUGGUGGAAGGUGCCACUCGCCGGGGAGGGCCGUAAGCCGCGCCUGCACCGGCGUCACCGCGUGUAUAAGUUGGUGGAGGACACGAAACACCGGCCCAAAGACCACCUUGAGCUCAUCCUCACGCAGUCUGUGGACGAAAUUGGAGUGCGGGGUGAUCUGGUCUCAGUGAAGAAAUCUGUGGGUCGUAACAAGCUCCUUCCUCAGGGACUGGCUGUGUAUGCAUCCCCUGAAAAUAGGAAGCUGUUUGAAGAGGAGAAAUCGCUGAGACAAGAAGGAAAACUGGAGAAGAUACAGACAAAAGCAGGAGAGGCGACAGUGAAGUUUCUGAGAAGCUGUCGCCUAGAAGUGGGCAUGAAGAACAAUGUCAAAUGGGAACUGAACCCUGAAAUAGUCGCCCGCCAUUUCUUCAAGAAUCUUGGUGUUGUGGUUGCCCCACAUGCUCUGAGGCUGCCAGAGGACCCUAUCACUCGGUGGGGCGAGUACUGGUGUGAUGUGACGGUAAAUGGACUCGACACUGUGAGAGUUCCCAUGUCUGUAGUGCUCUUUCGGAAGCCCAAGACCAAAAGAUACAAGCACUGGUUAGCCCAGCAAGCUGCCAAGAUCACCAGCCCCGAGGCAGUCUGAAUGUCUCCGUCUCCAAGGCCACAAAGCAGUCAGGGGAGCUUUGGAGCAGCGUGGGCCAGCGCUUGGAGCUGUCCCAUCUCUGCACACACGUGGAUCACAGAGAACAUGUGGACUCAGCACACUGAGCUGCACACUCGUGUUGGGUUCUCUGUGUCUGUCAUCGCCUCCUUCAGUGGUCAUCGGAGCGGGCUGUGCUGCCGCACCCUGCAGACGGUAGAUUUAAUGAGCUAAACAUCAGUGACGAAACAGUCUUCCUGCUGCUGAGAGUGCGUGGACAGGGGCAGGGCCCAGCCACUGCUCUGACAAUUGCUUUAUUCUCAGCCAGCAAGUGUCUUGUGCAGAGUUAAAGAGCUGCUUAAAGACUUGAGUCGACUAUGGGCAGCAUGUCCAUAGUCUUGAGCCGUGGAGGUCUGGUACAAAGGAGAACAGUGUAGCUGUUCUCUGUGUCCCACAGUUGCCAUGAGCAGACCACUCUGAAUAUAGCCAAUUAGUGCUCUUAGCACUUUCUCUCUCUCCAUGUGAGUGAUACAGGGGAUUCCAGUAAGAUCUGUUUAAGGCCUAAGGAGGAUUGACAGAGAAAGUGAAGCUGGGAUUAAAGAAGCUUAAAAGAAAAA
Molecule: messenger RNA, 1437 nt
Organism: Rattus rattus (black rat)
Lineage: Eukaryota; Metazoa; Chordata; Mammalia; Rodentia; Muridae
Gene: Mrpl9
Product: mitochondrial ribosomal protein L9
Exons: 7
Coding region: 35-823 (262 amino acids)
Biological process (GO): translation
Cellular component (GO): ribosome; mitochondrion
Molecular function (GO): structural constituent of ribosome
Source: RefSeq, a predicted model, not a curated record